Molecule: messenger RNA, 2537 nt
Organism: Salvelinus fontinalis (brook trout)
Lineage: Eukaryota; Metazoa; Chordata; Actinopteri; Salmoniformes; Salmonidae
Product: CASP8 and FADD-like apoptosis regulator
Exons: 11
Coding region: 482-1939 (485 amino acids)
Biological process (GO): negative regulation of extrinsic apoptotic signaling pathway via death domain receptors; proteolysis
Molecular function (GO): protein binding; cysteine-type endopeptidase activity
Source: RefSeq, a predicted model, not a curated record
AUACAGACCUGGAUACAGGCACUCCGGAUACAGGAUACAGCCUGGAUACAGACCAGGUAUGCUUUAAUGUACUACGUUUGGACACACCUACUCAGUCAAGGAUCUUUAUUUUCAGACGGAAGGCUGGCAGCAGCGACAACCAGCUGGAUGCAGGCACGGGUCUUGGCAGAGGAGCCUGGUGGCGUGGUAACUUCCACUUUCGCUCUGAGCAGGUUUUAGUAUAUAUUUAUCAGUGACUAAUUCAUUCAAAUACUUUAUGACCAAUAUUGAGUCAGUUCCGUGAUCCCGCCACCCAGACCGAAAUGAAAGUGUAAUUUCCCGCGUGGGUGGUUACACAGAAUUUGAAACGAUCUUCCCCAUUUGCGCUUUCCAUUUCGUAAUGCGCGAAACUUCAAUUCGUCAUUAUAAUCAUCUAAUUUCUCAGUCUUCAUGCAACAGACCUCGCUGUGUCCUUCUCUAAAAGAGACUCCUGACGAGUUCUAUGGCUAACGGACAGUUAUAUCAGAUGAUCAGCAGGAUAUGUGAGGCCCUGAGCUCAGGUGAGUGCAGGAGGCUCCUGUACCUGUGUGGAUCCCUGGACUCUGACAGCUGUGGCUCUGAUAACGUGAGAGAGGUGUUAACUUCCUGGCUGAGCUUAGGACAGGUGGAUCAGCUGUACCUGGUGGAACUUCUGUUCCGACUGAGACGCUUUGAUCUCCUGAAGAAAGUGUUUCACAUUAGUAAACAGGAAGUGGAGGGGAUUCUGGGACAGAACCGAGCUUUGUCAGAGUACAGAGUGUUGAUGUCUGAUGUGAGUGAAGACAUGGGGACAGAAGACCUGGAAUCGCUCAAGUUUCUGCUGAGUGGUUCUUUAUCCAGAGAGAGGCUGACCAGAGUCAAGAGUUUCCUGGAUGUCAUAGUUGAACUGGAGAAGCUGGACAGAGUGUCUUCUGAAAGGGUGGAGCUGAUAGAACAAUGUCUGACGGACAUCAGCAGGGUUGACCUGGCCAAGAAGGUCAAAGGGUUCCGGAACCUGACAUCAGUUGUAACACCACAACAUAGACCAGUGGUGAUGACUCAGCUGGCCCAGCAGCAGUGGAUCAGGACUCCAUCCAACCCCAUGCCCACUGCCUCCCCUGUAUCACGCCAUUCAAGACAAGAGCAGUCCACACAGAACAAUCCAGAGAACGAAAACAUUGCAGAGCCUGAAGAAAAAAGACUAUUCUACAAGAGCCCACUGGAUGUUUACAGUCUCCAGUCAGACCCACGGGGUGAAUGUCUCAUCAUCGACUGUGUUGGCAGUGAUGGAGCCAUGCUGGAGGAGAUGUUCAACGGGCUCCACUUCAAGGUGACCCUGGUUAAGUGUCCGAGUGUGGGGGAUACCCUGUCUCUUCUCAGGCAGGCUGCCCAACCGAGGGAGAACCAGGAAGUUGAUGCCUUCGCCUGCUGCAUCAUCAGCCGUGGUACUGCUACCGACCUGCUGGCUACAGACUCCCACAGGCUCGGGGUGCGUCUUGACACCGUCCGACACCUCUUCAUCCCUGACUACUGCCCCAGGCUGGCUGGCAAGCCCAAGCUGUUCUUCAUCCAGACCUAUAGUGUGUCAGGCCCCCAGGGCUGCUCCUCCAGGCCCACGGGUCACCCUGCUCACAGGGAGGAGGAUCUGGAGACAGACGGGUAUGGGGAACCUCUCAGUGUGGAGUCAGUCCCCACUGACGCAGAUGUCUUCUGGAGCCACUGUUGGACAGAUGAGGGUCAGCUGGAGGAGAAGGACCAUCGGUCGGUGUACCUGCAGGCCCUGAGAGGAGCAGUUCUGACAGGACAGAGGAGGAGAACCCAUCUUGUGGAUGUCCAUACAGAGAUAAACGGGGUGAUCUUCGACCACAACAGAAGGAAUCCAGGAGCCAGAUACAACAUUAAUCUGAGACACACACUCAGGAAAAAUCUCUACAUGUUAUAGGAGACAGAAUAUAGUUUGCUCUACUGUAUAACCACUGAGCUGAGGAACCACUGAGGACUACAUUAUAUUAUACAGUAUACAACAGCACCCUCUACUGGCAGCUUUGAUAACCACAACAGCACCCUCUACUGGCAGCUUUGAUAACCACACCAGCACCCUCUACUGGCAGCUUUGAUAACCACAACAGCACCCUCUACUGGCAGCUUUGAUAACCACAACAGCACCCUCUACUGGCAGCUUUGAUAACCACAACAGCACCCUCUACUGGCAGCUUUGAUAACCACAACAGCACCCUCUACUGGCAGCUUUGAUAACCACAACAGCACCUUCUACUGGCAGCUUUGAUAACCACAACAGCACCCUCUACUGGCAGCUUUGAUAACCACAACAGCACCCUCUACUGGUGACAACUGUCUUGCAUCACAGAGCAGCUAGCGAGGAAGUGUACUAAAAACACAUUCAGUAUUUUUCACUAUGUAUUUAUUCAAGACAUGUUUUUCUUUUAACUGAAGGAUUUUAGAAAAUAAUGUGAAUUCAGAUCUGUGCAUUUUUAAAUGUAGCCAAGCCUGAUAAGUAGUAAUAAAACAUAGACCUAAAA